UGUCGAUGAAAAUGAGGGUGAUCCCCGCCUGCGGCGGGUGGCCCGGGCGCGGGCGGCGGGGGCGCGGGCGGCGCAGUGACGCCGGAGCGGGAGGGCGGGCGGCGGGGCGGCCGGCUGGCCGGCAAAUGGGAGAGAAGGCUUUGGUAGGGGGGUAGAGCCUGGAGCGCUGGGAAAGAGCUCAUGGAGAGAGGACGCUUGGCAGCGUAAGCUUUGCGAUGGCUGCCCAGUCGAGCUUGUACAACGAAGACAGAAACUUGCUGCGUAUUCGAGAGAAAGAGAGGCGAAAUCAGGAGGCUCUGCAGGAGAAAGACAAGUUCCCUGAGAAGACUCCCCUCUUUGCAGAACCCUAUAAGACUAAUAAAGAAGAUGAGUUGUCAAGCCGAAUUCAGAACAUGCUGGGCAAUUAUGAGGAGGUCAAGGAGCUCAUCAGCAACAAAUCCCAUCAGAAUCUCAUAGGGAUUCCAAAAAGUGUUGCUCCUCUGAUCCCACAAGGAAAGCCUGAUCGUCCAUACUUCCCUGAAAAGACCAGCCAUACAUUACCAUCCUCAUUCCACCGCACAACCCACCAUCCACCCAUGGGACCUACGGCUGUAGCUCCUCCCCCUCCAAGCCACUCCGUUCACUACCAAAAGGCACAAUCAAGAACAGAAGCAGCUUCAGGUUUGCACGCCAAGAGUCAUAGUGUAUCAAAUGGUCAGAGCCAAGGUCAAGAACACAAUCAUGGUGGCCAGGAGAGUCAUGCAGGUUUUCACCACAAGAGAAAUGACAGGCAUGCGGUUGGUGAAGGUCAUGCUAAUGAACUGCAGCCUUCCAUUUUGGCCCAUUCUCCAUUGCUGUCACCUGUGUCUUCUCCAGUGGCACCCCCGUCACCUCUACAUUCCAGCCAGCAUAGCAAUUCCAGGUCACAGAACAGCAGCAAAAGUCAUGGGCCAACCCACAGUCAAAAAAAAUCAUCUCAGGACCUAGUGACAGGAUCACAGGAGAAGGAAAGUCAGGAUAGCUCAGCUGUUACCCUAACCAGCACCACUCAGCCUUCCUCUCAGACUUUUCCCCCACCAUUGCCAUCAAAAACCAGUGCAAUGCAGCAGAAACCAACUGCCUAUGUCAGACCAAUGGAUGGCCAAGAUCAGGCACCAGUUGAAUCACCAGAGCUCAAACCUCUCCUGGAGGAAUACCAUGGAGAACCUGAUGAAAAAAUCUUAGAUUUGAAGGCGAACGCUAAAGCCAAACUAUCCAAAUUGGAAAUCCCUUCUGAGCCUGUAGAGCAAACCUUCCCCAGUGAUGUCCAGUCUAUUGAAGAAAUUUUGAAGGAAAUGACCCACUCAUGGCCACCUCCCCUGACAGCUAUUCAUACGCCUAGUACAGCAGAACCUUCCAAAUUUCCGUUCCCAGCAAAGGAAUCACAGCAUGUUGGAUGUGUAGCACAGAAUCAGAAACAGUAUGAUGCACCUUCAAAAGCGUUGCCUAGUUCUCUACCAAGAACAUCAACGCUCCAGGACGACCUGCAGCUCAGUGAUAGUGAAGAGAGUGGUGACGACCAAGUUGUUGAAAAGCCACCUUCUUCACUUGCUCCUCCAAGUGCCCUACAGUCCCAGCCCAAGAGUGUGGCAUCAGCACAUUCCAGCAGCCCGGAGUCAGGGAGCACCAGUGACUCAGACAGCUCUUCAGACUCAGAGACGGAGAGCAACUCGACUGACAGUGAAGCAAACAACCUUCCGAGAGCAUCAGCACCUGAGCCUGACCCACCAACUUCUAAUAAGUGGCAGCUCGACAACUGGCUAACCAAGGUGAAUCCACCAGCAGUACCAACAGAGAGUCUCAGUGAAAUUGCCCAUGGGGAUGGAUGUGAGGAGGGCAAGGAACCCGAACAGGGUGUCAGCAGCAAUUCCUCCCACCAGCACGUCGAGCCGAGGGAGCCUCAUCACGAGAGCUCCAGCCAAGCAGGCGGGGCUCCUGAGGAUGCUCAUCUUCCGACCAAACACAACUGCCAGAAGUCUCCUUUGUGCGCCGAGGAGUCCUUGCCCAGGCAGACUGCGGAUAUCAAAAGGCCCAGCAAGGCCCCGGUGCGUGAGGUGUCCAAGGGAUGCCUGAAAGUGGAGAGUGACACUGGUCCCUUUGAGGUCAGAGACCAGUCUUCCAGAGACAAGCCAAAGGUCAAAACGAAAGGGAAGCCAAAAUCCAGUGACAGAAAAGACCUGAAGCCGGCACUGCAAGAGCCCCCUGAGAGCAGAAAGCACAAGAGCUCCCACCAGGCCAACACCAAACCCUUCUUGGACCUCAAACGCAUGAGAGAGGUUUUGUUUGGCAGCACCCACAGGCAUCUUGCUCUCAGUGCCCUUCCUGAAGGCCAGGACAAAACCCCCACCAGGACUAGUGGCCACAGGCCUGCCAUCGUGGCCAGAGAGGAUUUUCACAAGGAGAAACUUCCUGUCCCUAUCAGGGAGAAGAAGUUGCUCUCACCAGCAAAAGACUCUCCCACCCCUCCGUCCCUCGUGGUGAAAAUAGAUCUCAAUCUUCUGUCAAGAGUCCCCCAGCCCCCUGGGAAAGGCAGUCACCAGAAGAGACCAGAGGCCAAGGAGCUCCCCAGUGCAAGGAAGCAGGACUUGGAGAAGAAAACCACAGACACUCCUGACAAGUCCCUUCAAAAGAGGAAGAGGCAAGUGGAGAAGGAGAUUGAUAGGAAGAAAAUGAAACCAGAAAAAGAAAAAAAAUCAUUGCAGUCUUCAGCUAACGAAGACUCCAGUAAAUUGAAAGCAUCAAAAGCUUCAUUUGAAACCCAGAAGAAAGAUCUCCUGCUACCCCCGCCACCACCACCCAUGUCUCUUGCACAGCCUGCAUCAAAGCCAACCAAGAUGGCCCAAAAGAGACCCAGAAGUGAGACCUGUGAGCUGCCGGCCAUGGAUAACACUGCCAGUAACAAGAGCAACCACAAGGAUCCUUUGUUCUCCAAGCACAAGAAAGUGGAGAGAAAUCACGCUGAACUGUUGAAGGGCAUCAAAGGAUCUGCAGGGGAUGUCACAAAUCCUUUCCCAGUGCCUUCUUUGUCAAAUGGUACCUCCAAGCCAAGGAGACCUCAACUCAACUUUGAAAAACAGCAUCCAACGGAAUACUACAUAGAAGAGGCCAAGAGGCUAAAGCACAAAGCUGAUGCAAUGACCGACAAGACUGGAAAGGCCUUUCAGUACCUAGAUGCUGCCCUUUCCUUCAUUGAAUAUGGGAUUGCCUUGGAAUCGGAUGCACCAGUACCAAAAUCAGCUUACAGCAUAUUCAGCGACACCAUAGAUCUCAUCAAAUUCACCAUGGCACUGAAAUCCUUUGCGGACUCCUCAGCAUCUUCACAUGAAAAAAUCUUUGCUGUGUUAUGCAUGCGCUGCCAGUCCAUUCUGCACAUGGCAACAUUUCGUUACAAAAAAGAUACUGCAAUAAAGUAUUCCAGGAUCCUCAAUGACCACUUCAAGAGCUCUUCCAGAGUAACAAAAGCACCUUCUCCAUGUGUUGCAAGAAGCACAGGCAUGCCUUCUCCUCUUUCUCCAAUGCCCUCUCCUGCCAGUUCUGUGACUUCUCAGCUGGGAUCAAAUGCUAGCAACUUCAGUGGCAACAGCAUUGGUUCUUCAGUCACUGUCCCUUAUAACAUCCCAAGCAUCACCUCUUCCUAUGUCAACAUCACUUCCUAUAUCCUCUAUGCAUAUGAUAUUUGGGAACAGGCUGAUGCACUGGCCAGGAAGAAUAAGGAGUUUUUUGCUGAACUCAGCACAGCGACAUGCGCUCUGGCACUGAACAGUAGCAUGACUGAACUGGUACACUACACUAGGCAGGGUUUACAGUGGCUGAGACUGGAAACAAAUAUGCCUUAACUGGUGCUUAAGGUGGUUAAGUACCUUGAACUUUUUUGCACUUUUGAAGCCUCAGAAAGUCUGACUUGUUGAAUCGUUGGAUACAAAGCACCUGCAAGGGAAAAUAAAUCAAGGUGGAAGGAAUCUGGUUACACUGGAAAAACUGAACUGUGUUUUUAGGGUAGCACUUUGCUGCCUUGAAAAAGAAGAGUUGGAGGAAAGCCUCAGCAUUGAUGGCACCUUCCUUUAAAACGACGAAGUGCAAUGAAUUGUCUGAAUGGCUCUAUGUGUUGAUGGUCUAUAAACAUUUCUACUACAAAUAACCAGCAGGACAAUAAUCACACAUGAAGAAGUGCCGACAAGAAGGAAAUCUGCCUCCAGAGGUUAUUAUGCAACAUACCACAGUCUGCAACAGUUGUGUGCCCAGAAGACGUGUCAGAGAAGUGUUUUUGCAAGCAUGGAUGCAAUCUUUGGUGUCUUUGUUCCUCAGAUGGCAAGUAGCAACCUCAUCAGCACCAAACAGCGUUAUGUUACAAUAAAAACAGCAAAUUGGUCUGCCUUGCCUGCUUUCCAACCUCGCCCUCUUGCAUCUGUCAGCCAGCUGUCCUGAGAACUGGGGGAAACCACUGCCUUUAGUGCUGGAAGUUCACUCUUUAAGUCAUGGCUGCUUCGGUCCUUCUCCUUGCCAUGCACUCAUGCACACACAUGCCCUUAGCCCUUGAACUCUGUUACUUACGUCCUUGCUUGGUUUAAGCCUGGUAAGGCAAACACAGUUGGGGCAGCAAAAUGAGCAGGUGUGGUUGGAAACAGCUCUGCCUGCCUUCUGCAGUGGAGGGGUGUCACUCACAUGGACAAGUCUUCAUCCAGUUGCUUUUUGUCAUCUUGAGGGGUGAGGGUGGAUAGCUGUACUGGGUCACUGUGAUUGCUUGGACAUUGUUCUGAGUCUUACAUGGGGAAGAACUGCUUCUGUUUAAGGAGGGACUAAGUCGCUGAGUGUGGAACAAAAGACAAAUUUUGCAUUUGGAUAUUUGCCUGCAACCAUUGCUGGUCUUGGUGAAUAUUGAUUUGGUGGAUUUGGUAGCAAAGUAGGGCAUCCUUCAUGUGGGAGAUAACUAAUGCUUUUUCUCAACCAAACUACAGGAUGGGCCCAGUGACUUAGAGAUCUGUCAGGGGAACAAGAAAGGGAAUAAUUAGCUGUUUGCAAGCAUUUUUUCCUUGUCAGGAGUUGCAUUUUUGAAAUUGUGAUUUUUGCAAGUGACAGUAACAGUGAAGGCAACAUCUGUGACAUUCAGUAAGAUGACACCGUUCUCUACCCAAAGAUUUCCUGUUGUGUGACAGUAGUGUCCUGCCAUACUCCUAUCUAAUAGUGUGCCUUAGCUCUCUGGUCCCCUCUUGCAUCCCUUGCUCUAUCUCUGACAGACCUGUGGGAAUGGUGAAGAGGAUGGUAUCACAAAAUAAUUGUGCUUACAGGAAAGAAUUAGCUCCCUCUUCUGCAUUAUUUCAGGAUGGAGGAACAGGUCUGCACGCAUGCAUCAGUACCCCCUUUGUAAAAUACUUGCCUGUGGAUUCUGAGGCUCACAAAAAUAGGCAGUAAAUAGAUAUCAGCAAAAGGUUUGCAUUUCCAAAAGUAGUUUCUUUAGAAAUGCCCCCUGCUGUGGGAAAGCCUGGAGUCAUCUUGCCUCUGGGAGGAGCUGAUGGGAGCCUGUGGCAGCUCUGCCCUUGUCCCAAGCACAAGAGAGCUCUCCUCUCACCUUCCCUGGCAGCACAGGAUCCUGGCUGGGUCUUCCCACACCUUCAAGGGACUGUCCUUUUAUGUUCACUUUAUUAAAAGCCUUAGUGCAUUUCAGGGAUAAGCUGUCCUAACCAGUCGAAGGAAAGUCCAUGUCCCACCCUCCCCAUUUUACUUCGCUUGCCCUCCUCUUCCCUGGAGAAGCAACUGCUCUGAGACAGCCAGGGACAGAGAGAGGCUCAGUGGUAACUGUUUUGUUCUCAGGAAGCACAGGGAUGGCCAGAUGGCCUGAAGGCUUGACAUGCACUUUGGAGCUCGAUUCCAGACUGGUGGGUCGAUGCCUUCUUCCAACUUUGUCUUCAAACAAAGCUAGUUUUAGGAUCACCAGCUGAGGAGGAGGAAGGAAGGAAGAAAGCUUUAUUGAACCUGAAAACCUCUGUGGGAGUCUUCAGGAACCAUAGCAGAUUGUUAGGGGUAAGCAUAAGGUGAAGCAGGGAUGUGGGUCCCCCCUAUACUUUGAUUUCACGUACACCCAUCUCCCUCCCUGCUGCCAGGCCAGGUUCCCCUCAGAGGGCUGCUGGCGCAUGGCUUUCCUGCCCCAGAGGGGACUGUCUGCUGCAACCCGCGAGGCAGGGCGUGCAGCCACCCCCAUCCUGCAUCCAGCUUGGUGUAGCCCACAGGUGCACCAGGUCCUGUCCUCACCUGCCCUCUGGGCGUUUUGCCCAGAUAGUGAUAAUCUGUUGCCCUGCUCCUAGGAAAGCUCAUGCAAGGGUGUUGGGCAGGCAGAGUUGGUAGGGAGACACCCAGUGAAGGCAGAUGAACUACUGGCAUUUGCUGCUUUACAGUUGGGAAAAGGCAGCACGUGCUGUGGUACUAGGUGGAGGUGGUCAUGCAAGGGCUGUUCCCGCUCCCAGGGCAAACUACCCCGGGCGUCAUAGGAAACAGAAUCACAGGCAGUUUGUGUCACACACAUGUGGGGGGCUAAUUCAGGGCUCUCAUUUCAAAAGUCAUCUGUGGAAGCAUCAGUACCAAGCACGUAGCUUGUAUGGUACCUGCAUGUACCAUAGCAGGAAGCUAUGUUUUGUUUCAGGUCAUAGGGAAGACUGUUUAAAUAAUGGGUAAUUUUUAAAAAGCCAUCAUAUUUCAACCUUGAGCCAGGUCCGAGGCCUGCAAAGAGUUAAGAAAGAUGCUCAUAAUUUUCACUUGGGCCUGUUCAGGCCUUUAAAAAAAAUCUAAACCAAAAUAUAAGUGGAGGAAGUAGCAUUUGCCAUUAGGAAACAAAACCAUGAAUCCAAGGAAAAACAGAGGUGAUGGUUGAGUCCAGAAGGAUAGGAGGCAGCUAUGGUGGCAAAGCAGCAUCAUUUCCAUGCAAUAUUUAUUUAGAAGAAAUAAUACAUGUGUUGAAAUUGUGAAAUGUUCUAUUUUUAAGAUGCCAUUUAUUUAAUAGGUGAAAAACCCCACUUACAUGGAAAUAGAAACCUCUUCUGUAACUGAAAGUCAAAGUCUGACUGCAAUGUCCUUGUUUUUGGUUUUGUCCUCUCCAUUCCCUCUUGGUUCCUAUUAUUAAUCUGUACAACUUAAACUUAUUUUGGGGAUUUAUGUCCCUCUUGUAAAUAACUUUUUCUGCCCUGUGUGUGAUGGAGUUUCCGAGAUGGUUGAUUCAGUCAUAUGGGGAAAUAAACAAUAAAUGAAGUAGCCUGUUUGUUAUGAGUUGUUGCAAGAGUCCUCAUGUUCUCAGCUUCUUGUAGAGAAAUUGUAAUUUGCCUGUUCUCUCUGAAUGGUCAUAGUGUUUCCCUUCUGAAUGAGGUUUAAGUAUGAAUUUCUGUACAAGAAGUCUCUGUUUCAGUUGCUCCCCUGUUUAUCGCCCCUUGCCCUUUCCUUUAGGAACAAGAAUGGCUGCAAAUCUAGAUACUCAGAGUGGCAGGAGGUUCAUGGCUCAAGACAUCUGCCUCCUGUCCUCCCGAAAUGGAUUUGGGGAAGACUGUGCUGGGGUCAGCCACUGAUGACCAGCAGAGCCUGGCUGUGAGUGCUCGCUGACGGGAAAAUCCCACGGGUUGGUUUCAUGCAGUCAGACAAGUUAAAUAAGAAAACAAGGAGCAAGACACAGAAAUGGCGGUUGAAGCAUACUGUUCCAUGUUUGCCACAAAGGUGUUGCAGGCUCGGUGCUGGGAGAAGGGUCUGCUCAGGUCUAGUUCACGGACACCUUUCUGAAGCAUUGCGAGGAGGAUUUCCCUCAGAAUCCCGCAGGAUUUCAUGCCCCAUGGUAGCUCUGCUUCUCAGUGGUCGUGCAAGGUGUUCUCUUUGCAAUGGCCUUAAACUUCUCAUUUGAGGCUUCUCCUACUUUUUGUUUUAUGUUGGGCAAUGUAACUUUCUUGGAAGAAUGAUUUUUGCAUCUCUCUAUGCACUAUUGUGAUAGAAUUUGUGUGUACAAUUCAGGUCCUCUCUGUAACAGGCAUUGCACCUAAGAUGUUUGCUAAUAAUGAUGUGGUUUUCUAAUGUAGUGUGUAAAUUGUAGAGGAUACUGAAACCUGUUUUAAUACCCACUAGAUAUGUUGCUGUUACAGAUGUUGUAUACAGAAAUGUACACUUGUUUUUUGGGUCAAUGCACUUUUUCACUGCACACUUAAAAUCCCAAUGGCAAUGUUGGUAUUAAAGUAAGAAUAACAGGAAAAAAAUCUAGUUAAAAAAAGAAAAGUGUCAAACAUCUGCAGAUCAGCAUUUGGUGGGAUUUUUAGCUACAGACUAGACAGGAGGAGCUUGGUGGUGCGUUUGUUCAGGUGAGGUGGGACUGGCACUCAGUUCACUGCCAUCAGUUAGUGUUUCAAGUGGUAUGAAACCAGGUCAGCCCCAGGCUGGUUGCAAGGUGCAUGGAUGGUAAAAAAAGAGCAUGGGAAUAUAGCUUGUGGUUGUGGCCAUACAUAUGUGGAUGAAACAUCUGUGAAUUUUGUUCUGGUUUCGGUGGGGUGCGAGGGGUCAUUGGACACGUGCUGUCCUGUCUGCUGGCUGGGCUGGAGCUGCUUUUCCUGAGUAAUUCAUGUCCUCUGUCCUACCAUUUUCUUCCCCCUUGCACCCCAAAAGGUAUGCUUCCCAAACUCCUCACUUGGGGCAAAAGCAAGGAAGGUUAGUUCUGGAGGUGGGAAGGAGAUGGGGAGUGGACGGAGGGAUGCAGAGGAAGGAGGUGCAAUGUGCCAGCAGGGAGGUCAUCCAAAAGCCAGGGAGGAAGAAGAGGGAGCAGGAGGCAGUGGAGCUGCAGCAGGCAUCAGCUGCCCCGAUCAGCUUCUGCCCAGGGCAGUGGGCCCCCUGUCUAAAAUGGCCAAAAUAUUUUGGUGUGGUUUUCCAAUAAUAUUUUGUUGUUCUUUAUUUAUUGAGCUUGUAUUGACCAAACCUAAUUUUGCAACCAUGUUUAAUUUAUUUUGAGAUUUGUUGUACGUUACAGAUUACCUUGCUUUGUCUCUCUGGCUUGGCUUACCCUUUUCAAAAACAAAUGUUAUUUUUGGCAAAACAGCUGCAUUAAAGUUGAUUCAGUUUCUCAGCCCUGUGCUGCUCUCCAAACACUAAAAUAUCCCAUUGGCAGUCUGGCUUUCUUUAUUGCACUUUUUGUAAUCCCUGUCACUACCUGAAACCAAGUGUUCCUGGGCCAUCAUCAGCAUUUCUGAAUGUGUUUCCAUAAACUUUGUGUUCCCAAAACAAGGACUUGUGUGUGUUACAACUGCAGCAUGCAAUCACUGCUGUUUUGCGAAGUGCUUUGUCAAGGUACAGGGUUCCUGGAGAUCCUGCUGGGUUUUUCUCCUCUCCUGCUCAGUGUUGCUGAGGUUAAGGUUUUCUUUGGGUCCAACAUUUCAUAUAGUAGCAAUACAACAAUGUUGUCCGCUUCUGUUGAGCCAGCAAAGCUGCAUCCCAACCAAUGGGGUUUUUUCUGUUCUCUUUCAAUAUUUGGAGGCAUGUGUCAGCCUGUACGUGGUCUGUGGCGGCUGAAAGGUAUUUCUGAAAGUUGCUCCAGCCUGUGCACCUUUUUGUUUGCCACACACCAGGUGCAGCAAGUUCUGAACUUGCUUGCGAGUUCUCUUCGCUGUUCAGAGAAGAACUAGUUAGGAUUCAGAGUCAGGCUUUUGCUUUGUCUUGUUUUUCCAGAAGGCCCUGGGAAAUGGGGUGAGUGAGAUGCAAUCUGCAAAGCAGGGCAGGAGCUGAAGGGUUUCGUGAGUGGUGUUUUCUUUGCAAUGGAAAUGUAUACGGUCGUGCCUGGGCGCCAGCAGGGCUCCAUCAGGUCUCCAGAUGGCACGUGAAUCAUGGCAUGCUGGUGAAGCCACUGCUUGCCUGCUUGGUUGCCAGCCACCCUCUCCUUGCAUUUCUGGGUCGAUUCAGUGGGAUUUCAGUUUCAACUGUUACCAUACAGGGUUGGGUUGGUUUUUUUCACCCCACAUUACUCAUCAACUUAGAGUGUAAAUAACAUCUGGAAUUCUUAGUGAAAACGUCCUUAAAACAUAACUGUCAGGUUUCCUGAACAUGGAACACUGGUCUUAAAUCUGUUAAAUGGCCCUUAUCCUGUGGGGAGUGACAUGCCAGUCCUCCCUCUCACAGCAGCUCUUCACAUGCUGGGACACAGCAGUGGCCUGGGCUCAGGAGUGGCAUGAUGUCUUAGAGCCCCAUGGAGAAAUGAGGAUGCCAAAUGUCUUGCAAAAUAAGUCUCCAGUGGGAAAAGAUGUGCAAAUAAGUGAGGGGAGGAGACUGAUGUAUUUGACUUCAGCACUGAAUCUGUACUCUGAGGCUUCUGUGAAUAAGAAAUAGCUGCCUUUUUUUGUCUUUUUUCAAGGACUAUAAAUCAGAUCUGUGAUACAGCUUUAAAAAAAAAGGCUUAAAAAGGAAAAAUAAUCUCCAAAGUAAUUGUGCCACAGAUCUUAUGUUUGUUUGUUUUCUGUACUGAGGAUGAAUUGCUGUGUGUAUGUGUGUGUAUAUGUAUAUAUAUAAAUUAAAAUAUGAGUUUUGA
Messenger RNA from Phalacrocorax carbo (great cormorant), 10546 nucleotides. NCBI's taxonomy places the organism in Eukaryota, Metazoa, Chordata, Aves, Suliformes, Phalacrocoracidae. The record is from RefSeq and is a predicted model, not a curated record.